Messenger RNA from Chiloscyllium plagiosum (whitespotted bambooshark), 4106 nucleotides. The record is from RefSeq and is a predicted model, not a curated record. Lineage: Eukaryota; Metazoa; Chordata; Chondrichthyes; Orectolobiformes; Hemiscylliidae.
CAGUUUCCAUAGAAGAAGAGCUUGGGCGGUAUGCAAAGUUGUGAAAUAUCUUCAGAUAGUGCAGAUGAUCCUCUCAGUAGUGGCUCCCAGAGAAAGCGACAACCUCGAAUAGUAGUUAUCGGCGCUGGGCUUGCUGGCCUCUCUGCUACAAAAAAACUCCUAGCGAAUGGAUUCACAGAUAUUGUCAUUCUAGAAGCAUCUGAGCGAAUUGGAGGCAGAGUGCAAAGUGUUAAACUCGGCUGUGCUACAUUUGACCUUGGGGCAACUUGGAUUCACGGUGCUCAUGGGAACCCGAUUUAUCAGCUAGCAGAAGACCAUGGUCUCCUUGAAGAAACUACAGAUCGGGAGCGAAGCAUUGGCCGCAUCAGUCUCUACUCUCGGAAUGGAGUGGCACACUACUGCACCAGCAGUGGACAGAGAAUACCUAAGGAUGUCGUUGAGGAAUUCAGCGAUGUAUACAACGAGGUCUACAACCUGACUCAGGAGUUCUUCCAACGGGGAAGGCCAGUUGGUGAAGAAAGCCAAAACAGCGUUGGUGUUUUCACGAGGAGUGGGGUGCGUAAGCGCCUCAAAGCUGAUACCGAGGACACAGGUAUCACCAAGGAGCUGAAGCUGGCGAUGCUUCAGCAAUUCUUGAAGGUUGAAAGCUGUGAGAGCAGUUGCCACAGCAUGGAUGAAGUAUCCCUUAGUGAGUUUGGUGAGUGGACAGAAAUCCCUGGAGCCCACCACGUCAUUCCGAGUGGCUUCAUUAACAUAGUGGAGAUCCUGGCGCGGGAGAUCCCCAAAUCAGUGAUCCAGCUGAACAAGCCAGUCAAGUACAUUCACUGGAACCACUCGGUCAGCAAGGAAAUCCAGUUGAUCAGCACCUCGUUCCCGAGCCACAACCUGGACAGCCAGGAGGAGGAGGGCUAUCAGGUCUACGUGGAGUGUGAAGAUUGUGAGCUGAUCCCAGCCGAUCAUGUCAUCGUGACCAUGUCCCUGGGAGUGUUGAAGAAGUACCACGAAACCAUGUUCCACCCCCGCCUCCCUGAAGAGAAGGUCUCGGCCAUCCAGAUGCUGGGCAUUAGCACCACGGACAAGAUCUUCCUGGAGUUCGAGGAGCCGUUCUGGAGUCCCGAGUGCAAUAGCAUCCAGUUUGUUUGGGAGGAUGAUGCGGAAAACGAGAGCCUCGCUUAUCCAGAGGAGCUGUGGUACAAGAAGAUCUGCAGUUUUGAUGUGCUGUACCCGCCCGAGCGGUACGGGCACGUGCUGAGCGGCUGGAUCUGUGGAGAAGAAGCCCUCAUCAUGGAGAGAUACGACGAUGAAAUGGUGGCGGAAACCUGCACGGAAUUACUACGGAAAUUUACAGGGAACCCACACAUUCCGAAACCCCGGAGGAUCCUGCGGUCUGGUUGGGGCAGUAACCCUUACAUCCACGGGUCUUACUCCUACACCCGUGUCGGGUCGACUGGAGCAGAUGUGGAGAAACUCGCAAAGCCCCUGCCUUAUCCAAAAAGCACAAAAGUGGCUCCAAUGCAGGUUUUAUUUGCUGGGGAGGCCACUCACAGAAAGUACUACUCAACUACACAUGGUGCUUUGCUUUCUGGGGAGCGAGAGGCUGCACGUCUCAUAGAAAUGUAUCAAGACCUCUACCAAGGCAAGGGCACAAGGUUUGAUAAGUAACAAACCACUUACCAUCAAGACCUUGUAUGGACUGGACGAAAAAUGUGUUCAAUGUACUAUUUCUUAAAAUGCAAUAUUAUAAUCUUGUUUAAUAAGGGGUUAAUAAGGUUUGAAUCAUUUUAAAAUGGGUUUAUGUAUGUACACAUUCUGUUAAAGCUUUGACCAUGCAAAUGUUUACACCCCAGUACUGUUUCAAUUUUUUAAAUUAAUGUACUUUUAACCUCAUUUUGAUUUUUUUGUAUCAUAAGUGCCUUGUGUUGUUCACUGUAUAAUAAAAUGAUGGGUGUAACAGAGCAGCAGGGACUGUCAGCAAACAUACCUGUGGAGCUGAAUCUGUGAAAAAGGCUCCAGGUUGAAGCUACCUGAAGGUGUUCUGCAAACUGCUGAUGUGAGUUUCGCUGGCUCUUGCUACUAGAUACAACAGCCAUUAAAUAAAGCCCCAACUUUUAUCAAUGGUUCAAGGAUAGUGUGCUUGCUUCUGGUUCGGAAGGUUGAGUUCAAGCUAUCAAACACAGUUUUAGAAGCUAACAAACAUAGUUUAGGCUGUUACUCCUGUGCAGUGCUAAGCAAUUUUGAAGGUUUCACCUUUUGGAUAAGAUGAGUUGUAAACAGCUAUGAAAAGUCCUAAGGCGCAUCAUUGAGAAACAGGAGACUAGAGAAUUAUAGACAUACUCAAAUUGGCAGAUUGUUGCAUGUAUCUCUCAUGGAUAUAUACUGGGGCCAUUUAAUAUAUUUAUAAAUGACUUGGAUGGAAGAGUAGACAGCAGUAUAUGCAAGUUUGUCGGUGAUACCAAGUUAGGAGGCCCAGUAAAUAAUAUACAUGGGAGCAGAAAGUUGCAAAAUGACAGUAAUAGAUUAAGUGAAUGGCUAAAGCUGGGGUGGUACAUUUUAAUCUAGGAAGUGAAGAUCUUUCAGCUGGUACUUAAGGAAGAUAACUCGUUGUGCUGUUUUGUGAGAAGCUACCAUCUGUGGUGGAGCACAGAUUUAAAGUUAUGUGUUCAAAACCACUAAAAGCUAAUGGACAACGACAAAACUGAACUUGGAAAAAAAUAAAAGAAUAUUUGGCUUUAUCCCAAGGAAGUGAAUGUUACAUGACAGUUAUAUAAAACUAGACACUGUUAAAGGUACAGCAUUAACUCUGAGUACCUCACUUAGCAAGUCUUAGUGGGAUUGAGGUGUUACACUUCACUGUAAAAGUACAAGUUUGGAGAGAGAGUGUUGCAGCGUAGGCUUGUAUUCCUUCCAGUAUAAAAGUUUAAGGGCUGAUCUAAUGGAGUUCUUUCAUAUGAUUAAUGGACCGGAUAAAAAAAAAAUGAUGUCCUCUGAUAGUGGAGUCCAGAACCAAGGGCAAAAUCUUAAAGCAGAGCUAGACUUCACAAGGCCUGUCAGGAAGGCCUUCUUCACAUUAAAGUCAUGAAGAUCUAGAACUGUGUCCUCGAAAGAGCUGUUAAGUUUAAGCCAAUUGAAAAUUGAUUUGAAAUUGAUUAAGAUUUUUAUUAGGUAGAACUAUAACGGAAUAGGAAAUCAAGAUAACGUUACAGAUUAAUCAAUGAUGCCACGAAAAAAUAAUGCAAUAUCUAUAAAGUGUGCUGGGAUGCCCUGAAGUCAUGAAAGAGAAUCUACAAAUGCCAGUUCUUUGUCUCCACGAACCACUACUAUUCUGUAACCUUUGAAUAUAAAUACAGGGGAAGAGGGAGAUUAAUUGAUGCAUAUCAACAACACAAACUGGGCUGGCAGUGUAUUUCAACGUGUUAAUUUCUCUCUCCAUUGUAUUUGGCCUGGAGCCAGCUGUCAAAUCACUGUCACCAUGUUUUGUGCCUUGGAGAGCUCAGUUCCACCCCUUGCAUUGUGUUGGACGAGGCUGUGGGAAGCUGUGUAGUCUAUCAAUGAAUAUCAGGGCAGAGGCACAAUUACAUGUGUUCUCUUGCAUUUUGCAUUCUUCUUCCUCCAGAUUGCCCCAACUCAUGAAAUCAUUGACUAUUUUUCACAGACAUAAGCACAUGGUAAAUAUGGUUAUGUACAUGCAUCUAGCAUAUGGCUGGCAGUCCCUCUAUCACCCAUUAUAACUGUUGAAAUAAACAUUCAUGUAAUGUGGAAAGAAAUAGAUGGUAGCACGAUCAAUACCUUAAAACUUGUAUCUUAAGUAAUUCAAUAACUGUCCACAAUCCAGUGUUACCAUGACCUGCUGGUCUACUUUUAAUUUGACAAUGUCAUACUUUGCCUAAUUACUAUGGUUUUGUUGCCAUGUGUUUAUGUUGCAAUUAUAUUUUUCUUUUAUAUGGAGAGAAUAUGGUAAACAAAUGUGCUUAAAGAUGUCGAUCAGUCAUGGAAUUGGUCAGGCCAAUGGCAAAUGGAAUUGUAACUUUUAAGAAAUGUCAAAUAUUGCACACAAGUCCAAAUAGAAUGGGGUCCAACAAUUCAAUAAAUAAAACUGAAUUACCACA